Messenger RNA from Suillus clintonianus, 1542 nucleotides. RefSeq names its product major facilitator superfamily domain-containing protein. Lineage: Eukaryota; Fungi; Basidiomycota; Agaricomycetes; Boletales; Suillaceae. The transcript is spliced from 12 exons. Bases 1 to 1542 code for a protein of 513 amino acids. Gene Ontology annotation, molecular function: transmembrane transporter activity. The record is from RefSeq and is a predicted model, not a curated record. Gene Ontology annotation, biological process: transmembrane transport.
AUGUCGGGCUCUCCAGGAAUAAGCUUUGUCGAGACCUCCCAUACUCACGUACCAGACAGUGAUGAUAUGGACGACCUUCAUCUUCCCCAGCUCCAUGUCGCAUCCGCCAUCCCAGAUGACAACCUUGAGGAUAAAAUCUCGGAAAAACUCGAACAGUUAGAGGAUGAAUGGCAAGAUGACCCAAUCAACCCCAGGAAUUGGUCUCCAGCAAAAAAAUGGACAACCACUUUAAUCGGUGCAUUCUACACUUUUGUCACGCCAUUGGCCAGUACUAUCAUGGCACCUGGUUUGCCCGACCUGGCCAUAAAAUAUGGCAUAACCGAUCCAACAAUCACAGCGUUGACUCUCAGUAUCUUCCUUCUGUCAUUCGCCAUCGGUCCUUUAUUUGCCGCACCCUUGUCCGAAGUCUAUGGUCGUGUAUGGGUACUCCACUUAUCGAACCUACUUUUCCUUGUGUGCAAUCUCGGCUGCGCUUUGUCACCCAAUACCACAUCUUUAAUCGUCUUUCGGUUUUUAGCUGGUUUUGCCGGGAGUGCACCCGUAGCAAUUGGUGGAGGUGUCGUUAGCGACCUCUUCUCCGAACGUGACCGUGCUUGGGCUAUGGCAGUAUACAAUGUCGGACCUGUGAUAGGUCCCGCCGUUGGCCCCGUUAUGGGAGGCUUCAUCGCAGAGUCGAUCGGCAUAAAAUAUGAUUUCUACGUCGUCGUUGCUAUGUGUGCUAUUGCCGCAGUGCUUGGCAUUCCUCUUUUGAGAGAAUCCUAUGCACCGGUCAUCAGGCUUCGUCGUGGAAAAAUGGCUACGGAUCCCGAGAAGAUAGUUGCAGGACAUCCAGCGCUCACAGCACACCACGUAGGCAAAUGGGCUUACUUAUGGAUCAACCUCAAGCGACCGGUCAUACUUUUGGCCCGAAGUUUGAUAUGCUUCAUGCUGAGCUUAUACAUGGCCCUGAUGUACGGUAUCUACUACUUGAUGUUUGCUACUUUCCCAGACCUCUUUUCGGGCGUAUACCACUUCAGCACCGGAGUCUCAGGUCUAGCAUACAUUGGAGUUGGCGUUGGAUUCCUAUCUGCUACAAUACUCGGCGCCAAACUUUCCAACAUGACAUAUACAUACCUUGCUGCAAAAAAUGGAGGAAAGGGUAAACCAGAGAUGCGUGUGCCUCCUCUGAUAAUAGGCUCGGUGAUCGUCCCGGUGGGACUAUUUUGGUAUGGCUGGUCUGCCCAAGCCGAGCUCCACUUCAUGAUGCCCAUCAUCGGUACUGCUAUCUUUGGAUUCGGAUUAAUGACUACUUUCCUCCCCAUCCAACUAUACCUCGUAGAUACAUUUACAUACGCCGCAAGUGCUGUGGCGGCUGCUUCUACAUUCCGCUCACUAUUCGGGUUCGCAUUCCCCCUCUUUGGACAACAAAUGUUUGCUGCACUUGGUUAUGGGGGAGGCAAUUCCCUCCUUGCAGGUCUUGCUAUCAUCAUCGGUAUACCCUUCCCCAUCUGGAUAUAUUACGCUGGCGAACGUAUGCGUGCAAAGAGCUCUUUGACCCGUUGA